Elaeis guineensis (African oil palm) is the source of this 1091-nucleotide messenger RNA. Its product is annotated as protein TILLER ANGLE CONTROL 1. Gene Ontology annotation, biological process: morphogenesis of a branching structure. Lineage: Eukaryota; Viridiplantae; Streptophyta; Magnoliopsida; Arecales; Arecaceae. The record is from RefSeq and is a predicted model, not a curated record.
ACUCCCACUCUCCCUCGGUCCAUCCCAAGUCCAAUCCCGCAGUGGCCUUCACUCCAAUCCCACCCCAGCUGAGAGACACAAUGAAGAUUUUCAACUGGAUGCACCGCAGAUUGCACCCAAGCAUGAGCUACUCUCAGGUUUCUCAAAAGAAAGAAGUAGUUUUUGGUGGGGAGACGGAGAAGGAAGAGAUGGUUCGUCAGAGGGAAGGGCAUAGGGACACAGAAGCACUGCUGCUUCAUGACAUGCUCGAUGGCAUCCUCACUAUUGGCACGUUAGGCCAUGGUCAUCCCUGCCAUGUCCUUUUCUCCCAGUCCAACUCCCCACAAGAGGAAUCACUCCAGAAGGAACAGGAGAAAGAAGAGGGGGAGGACGAGGAUCAGGAACAACAAGUAGUCCUAGCAGUAGCAGCGUUUGUUGUGGAGGAGCGUAAACCGAUGGCCGUCUUAGAGUCCGCUUUAGUUAAAUCACCACUUGAUGAGGAGGACAAGAAAAUGGUGCAGAUGGUGAUGAACGAAGAGGAACCUGAGAAACUCCUCGAGGAGCCGUUGUUAAAGAACAAAGAGAAGAAAGAAAGGGGUAGGACAACAUUGGCCGAGCUGUUUGCUGCCGAUGCCUCCAUGGAUAGGAGAAAUAACGCUUUCAAGAGGUCUCAAGUCGCCAACCCUGUUGCAAUCAGACCUCCGAGCGCUUGUCCCAAGACCAACACGCCGCACAAGAAGAAAGGAGCCAACCCGGCGCAAGCCAACACCACUUCAACAAAAUUACACCGACUGUGGACGAGGAUGCUGAAGAAGAAGAUCCAUCCGGAGCUGAACGAGCAAUGCACUACUGGUGAGGUGCCACUGAUGACCGCACAAGUGGGGAUCUCUUCUCGCACGGAGGUGGUGUAAAUUCUAAUGCAUUGGUAGUUCUUGUACGGGGAAUAAAAAUGCGAAUGAGAGCAACAUGUGGUACAUCUUUGCCAAAUAGUAGUUUCGUUUGAUUGUGAUGCACCAGUGGAGCUGCAAGCCAAGCUAGAUAAAUGUAUAAUAACUUGUGAUACUCUUGUACGUGAUUACUUUUAAUUCUAUAAUAAAGGAGAUAGUUGCACA